AUGUCAAAAUCAACUUGCAAGCUAUUCACUUCAAAACUAAUCAUAAAAACAAACGAUAUUAAUUCUAAAACUGCUUCAUUAUUAUCAUCAUUUCCUCCGAAUCUCUAUAAAGAUAUUGUUGAACUUGUUCUAUUGUGUACAAUCGAUGAGGAUGUACCCAUUUCGCCAUCAAAGAUAUAUCGAGCUGAAUUAUCAACAUUAUACGCUGAAAAAUGGGAUAAAAAUAGAGUUGAUCAGGCUCUAUCGGAACGUCAGCGUAUAUCUAAUCCAAGAAAUGAAUUGAUAACUGAUAUCAACUGCGAAAAACGCACUAAUCUCAGAUGA
Rotaria socialis is the source of this 324-nucleotide messenger RNA. The record is from the annotation of a GenBank genome assembly. Lineage: Eukaryota; Metazoa; Rotifera; Eurotatoria; Philodinida; Philodinidae.